Melanotaenia boesemani (Boeseman's rainbowfish) is the source of this 4346-nucleotide messenger RNA. It is a transcript of the gene actn2b, whose product is annotated as actinin, alpha 2b. NCBI's taxonomy places the organism in Eukaryota, Metazoa, Chordata, Actinopteri, Atheriniformes, Melanotaeniidae. Gene Ontology annotation, cellular component: cortical actin cytoskeleton; cell junction; plasma membrane. The transcript is spliced from 21 exons. Gene Ontology annotation, molecular function: calcium ion binding; actin filament binding. The record is from RefSeq and is a predicted model, not a curated record. The coding region runs from base 184 to 2871 and encodes 895 amino acids. Gene Ontology annotation, biological process: muscle cell development; actin cytoskeleton organization.
UAGACGUUGCGUCAGGUCGGUUGGACAAGGGCAAGCGUGGGUGAGAGAGACCGAGCAGCAGCGACUCUGAGACGAAAAAAUCAGGGAGCUAUCCCGUUCUCAGCAUUACUUCAUCAGCUACAUCUGAACGGAUAACGCGUUUGAGUUUCGUGGGGAAAAAACAAAAACAUAAAUAACGGCACAAUGAUGAUGACCCAGAUGGAGACAACGGUGCACUAUGAUAACGGUUACGAGGAUGAGUACAUGAUACAGGAGGACGAAUGGGACAGGGACAUGUUGCUGGACCCUGCCUGGGAGCAACAGCAGAGGAAAACCUUCACAGCCUGGUGUAACUCUCACUUGAGGAAAGCUGGUACGCAGAUUGAAAACAUUGAGGAGGACUUCAGAAAUGGAUUAAAACUCAUGCUCCUCCUGGAAGUCAUCUCAGGAGAAAGAUUACCCAAGCCAGACAGAGGGAAGAUGCGUUUUCACAAGAUUGCUAAUGUCAACAAAGCUUUGGAGUUCAUAACAAGCAAAGGAGUGAAACUGGUCUCCAUUGGAGCUGAAGAGAUUGUGGAUGGAAAUGUAAAGAUGACUCUAGGAAUGAUUUGGACCAUCAUCCUCCGCUUCGCCAUUCAGGACAUAUCUGUGGAAGAAACAUCUGCCAAGGAAGGUCUUCUUCUCUGGUGUCAAAGGAAGACUGCCCCUUACAGGAAUGUUAAUGUCCAAAACUUCCAUGUCAGCUGGAAGGAUGGCCUGGCCUUCUGCGCCCUGAUUCAUAGGCACAGACCCGACCUCCUCGACUUCUCUAAGCUCAACAAGGAUGAUCCUCUGGGGAACCUGAACCUGGCUUUUGACAUAGCUGAAAAACACCUGGACAUUCCCAAGAUGCUGGAUGCAGAAGAUAUCAUCAACACCCCCAAGCCUGAUGAGAGAGCUAUCAUGACCUACGUGUCUUGCUUUUACCACGCUUUUGCUGGAGCUGAACAGGCAGAGACAGCUGCCAACAGGAUCUGUAAGGUGCUUGGUGUAAACCAAGAAAACGAGAAACUGAUGGAAGAGUAUGAAAGACUGGCCAGUGAGCUGCUGGAGUGGAUCCGCUGCACCACUCCCUGGCUGGAGAACCGGACUCCUGAGAAGACCAUGGCAGAGAUGCAACGAAAGCUGGAGGACUUCAGGGACUACAGACGCCAGCACAAGCCCCCUAAAGUGCAGGAGAAAUGCCAGCUGGAGAUUAACUUUAACACCCUACAGACCAAGCUGCGCAUCAGCAAUCGCCCUGCUUUUAUGCCCUCUGAAGGGAAGAUGGUUUCUGAUAUAACCAGUGCAUGGCAGGGCCUGGAGCAGGCAGAGAAAGGCUUUGAGGAGUGGCUCCUCACAGAGAUCCGUAGAUUGGAGAGGCUGGACCACUUGGCAGAAAAGUUCCGCCAAAAAGCUACCAGUCAUGAAAACUGGGCCAAUGGUAAAGAAGUGAUCCUAUCCCAGAAGGACUAUGAAACAGCCACUUUGACAGAAAUCAGAGCACUGCUUCGAAAACAUGAGGCCUUUGAGAGUGACUUGGCAGCCCAUCAGGACAGAGUGGAGCAGAUUGCUGCCAUUGCACAGGAGCUAAAUGAGCUGGAUUACCAUGAUGUUGCCUCUGUGAACCAACGUUGCCAGAACAUUUGUGAUUCAUGGGACAAGCUGGGAACUCUGACUCAAAAGAGGAGAGAAGCACUGGAGCGCACAGAAAAGUUACUGGAGACUAUUGAUCAGUUAUUCCUGGAGUUUGCUAAGAGGACAGCUCCUUUCAACAACUGGAUGGAAGGGGCCAUGGAAGAUCUGCAGGACAUGUUCAUAGUUCAUACUAUUGAAGAGGUCCAGAGUCUAAUCGCAGCUCACGAGCAGUUCAAAGCCACUCUGCCUGAGGCAGAUACAGAGAGACAGGCCAUCUUGGGAAUCCACAAUGAGGUGCAGAAAAUUUCUCAGAGCUAUGGGAUCAAGGCCAACAUUAUCAACCCCUACAGCACCAUUACAACAGAGGAGCUUCUCAACAAGUGGGAGAAGGUGAAGAAGCUGGUUCCUCAGAGGGAUGGUGCCCUCCAGGAGGAGAUGGCUCGCCAGCAUGCUCAUGAAAGGUUGAGAAGGCAGUUUGCUGCCCAGGCUAAUCUAAUUGGACCUUGGAUUCAGACCAGAAUGGAGGAAAUUGGGCGCUGCUCCCUGGAGAUUGGAGGCACGUUGGAGGACCAGAUGACCCAGCUGAAACAAAUUGAGCAUGUCAUUGUUGCUUAUAAACCCAACAUCGACAAGUUGGAGGGAGACCACCAACUAAUCCAAGAAUCACUUGUGUUUGACAACAAACACACCAACUACACUAUGGAGCACAUCCGUGUCGGAUGGGAGCUGCUCCUUACAACCAUUGCCCGAACCAUCAACGAGAUCGAGACCCAGAUCCUGACACGGGAUGCAAAGGGUAUCAGCCAGCAACAGAUGAAUGAGUUCAGAUCUUCUUUUAACCACUUUGACAGGAAGAAGAAUGGAGCCAUGGAAACGGAUGACUUCAGAGCCUGCCUCAUCUCAAUGGGUUAUGACUUGGGAGAGGUGGAGUUUGCCCGAAUUAUGAUGUUGGUGGAUCAAAAUAGUACAGGGAUUGUGUCCUUCCAGUCUUUCAUUGACUUUAUGACCAGAGAGACUGCUGAUACAGACACUGCCGAGCAGGUUGUGGCAUCCUUCCGGAUCUUGGCAGCUGAUAAGCCCUACAUACUCGUGGAUGAGCUCAGGAGAGAGCUUCCUCCUGAACAAGCUGAGUAUUGCAUCAUGAGGAUGCCGCCUUACGCAGGCCCUGGAGCACCUCCAGGCGCAUUAGACUACACUGCCUUCUCCACUGCCCUCUAUGGAGAGAGCGACCUUUAAUCUAACCAGAAAACCUCUUGUGUACUGACUAUUUUACUUUUCCCCAGCAUCCCUAACUAUCUGCCUUUAAUGUCUUUAUGAAAUCAAGUAACCUAAAAACACAGCAGAAUAAAUAUGUUGAAUUAAAUCUAAGCCUUCAUUAAAAUAUUUUUUGAUGCAUCAAUCUGUCUGCAAUCAUGCCAAUAAAUGUUAUGUUUCUUGGUACUGUCUUUAUGUUCUCAUAGGUAAAGUAAAAUUGGAAAAAUUAAGCCAAACUAUAUAAACAAUUGAACAACAAUCUGCCAUUAUAGUAAAUUUAUGAGACACCAGCAAGACUAUAAUGUUGUAGUGGUUUUAUCAUGAAAGAAAUAGUCCUGUUUGCUUGCAGUAUUCGAUAUUUUCAUGUUUUCACAGUGUCUUUGUUCUGGGAAUAAACUCUUCUGACAAGGCCUUUUGAGUUACUUAAAGUGGAUUACAGUUUGUCAAAACAGUUUCAGAUCCACUGCUAUCCAUCAAUAAACAGUGGGCUCCCAAAAGGCCCCAAAAAUGCAUUACCAAGAGUGGAGGAAAAUGGGAAACUGCAUGAAUGCAAAAGUAAAUGUUUACAAAGGCUCAGUGGUUUCAAGGCACCAAAACACACAAGACUAAAUAUGCAAUAUUCAAAUUUGGAGAAAUGUAAUCUAAAACAUUCUCUAGCAGCAACAAAUAAACUGAUGCUUUCAUGUACAUCAGAAAUAUCUGUCAAAGAGCAACACAUGAGUAAAUGUUAGCAAGGUGAUCAAAUUCCCAUUCACUUUAAUUAUUUGAGUUUGAUACAAAAGAGAUGAUCUUGUGCUUGAGGAAUGACUGUACAGCCGGACGGCUACAUAUCCUUUAACACAUCUUUGAUUACUCUGACAUGUCUUUUUAGUUCAAAUAAAGCAUCCUCUAAACAAUAUUUUAACUACAUGUAAGCACUUAUUCUCUUGUUGCUGCUUUAGAAAUGUUGGCUUUAAAAUUAUGCAUAAACACUGUAACCAUCCUUGUGUUAUGUCCCUGUAAAGGAGUGUUGAUUAAAUAUUUCAACUUGUUUCCCAGUUUUCCUUGUUGACACCUGUGAAGUCCUUAUGUUACAAAAUCAGGUAUUUGAAUACUAAUUCCAUCCUUGUCCACAUCAUACAGCUAUUUGCUUUCUUUUAGUUUACUAGUGUUCAAUAAAUUUGAAAAUAAUUUCCAUGUUGUCAUACACAAGUAGAGUAUUUGAAUACACUAAUAAAAAUUUUCUUGUAUGUGCACUUAUCUCUAUAUUCUAUUAUUUGAUUAUUAUAUUCUAUAAAAAACAUCUUUUUGAUGUUCUUAGUGAAAAAAGAAUUAAUAGAAACUGUGUUGAGUUCACCCUCAUUUGGAAAACAAUUAAAAUACUGGAAUUAUCAAAUGGGAUUUUCUGUGAAGAUCAUUGGCCAAAAAGAAAAAAAAAAACCUAACUCAAAAUAGAAGAGCAAGCUGGGAAUGUAAAA